CUUAUCCAAAAAAACCCCACCAUCGUUCAAAAGUUCAACCUUUUAUCAUCUAUCAUUUAAUUUACCAUCAACUACCCAUCUACAACAACCCAAGGCAUACAACGGAAUAAACCGCCAAUAUGUCGAUGGAUAUAGAUAUAGAUACCCCCAUCUCUAUAGCGCCACAGCAAGGGUUUGAUAAUGCACCCGUUACUGCUACCAUAUUCUGUUGCGACUGCGGCGCUCCCAUAGACGGCACGACGGCUAUCGACGCCAAGUGCUACGAUUGCUUCAAACUCACAAAAGAUAUCUCACAAGGCAUCCAGCGCGAAGCCACCCUACAUUUCUGCCGAGACUGCGACCGAUGGCUUCAACCACCUUCCAGCUGGGUAACAGCCCCACCCGAAUCCCGCGAACUCCUAGCCCUCUGCUUAAAGAAAUUAAGUCUUAACCGAACGAGGAUAAUCGACGCCAGCUUCAUAUGGACCGAACCGCACUCAAGACGAGUAAGGGUAAAGCUUGUAGUCCAGGCUGCCGUGGCAGAUGAUCGGGUUAUGCAGCAGGCCUUGGAGGUGGUGUACGUUGUCGCAUAUCAGCAAUGUCCAGAAUGCGCCAAGUCAUAUACGGCAAACGUAUGGAGAGCAAGCGUGCAAGUUCGUCAGAAAGUGCUUCACAAGCGAACAUUCCUCUACCUCGAACAACUUAUCCUAAAGCACGGCGCACAUCGCGAAACCAUCAACAUCAAAGAAGCUAAAGAUGGUAUCGAUUUCUUCUUCUCCGCGAGGAACCAGGCAGAAAAGUUCGUCGACUUCUUAAAUUCUGUCGUGCCCGUGCGGGUCAAGAAAUCCCAGGAACUCAUCUCCCAAGAUGUUCACACCUCUAAGAAAUCAUACAAAUUCACCUUCUCCGUCGAAUUAAUACCUAUCUGCAAAGACGACCUUGUAGCCUUACCUAUUCCACUCGCCAAACAGAUCGGCAACAUCUCCCCGCUUGCCAUAUGCUACCGGGUCGGCACCUCUAUCAACGUGCUCGAUCCCAACACACUCCAAACCGCAGACAUUAGUUCGCCUGUAUACUGGCGAACGCCCUUCCCUGCGCUAGCCGAUGCCCAGGAUCUCGUCGAGUUCAUCGUGAUGGACUGCGAGCCCAUCGGACCGACACGCGGGAAAUGGAUUCUAGCCGAGACGCAGUUGGCGCGCGCAUCGGACCUUGGCGUCAACGAUAAGACUUACUUCGCGCGCACGCACCUCGGCGGACUGUUGCACGCGGGAGACUCGGUGCUCGGAUACAUGCUAACGGGCACGAACUUCAACAACCCGCAGCUCGAGGCGCUCGAAGAGUCGCACGUGUACGCGUCGCGCAUCCCCGACGUGGUGGUUGUCAAGAAGCACUACCCGAACCGCCGGCGCAACCGCAAGCGCGUCUGGAAGGUCCGCCGCAUGGCCAAGGACGAGGGCGAGCUGCUACCCCGCAAGGCCGACCAGGAGCGCCAGGACCGCGAGUUCGAGCAGUUCCUACGGGAUAUUGAAGAGGAUGAAGAGUUCAGACAGGGCGUGCAGCUGUACAAGCAGCCGCCGAAGAAGAAGAGCGCCGACGAGAUGAGCGUAGCCACGACGGCGGACGACGACGGCGAGGACGACGACGCCCCGCAUGUCGAUAUGGACGAGCUGCUGGAGGACUUUGACGAACUUACGGUGGAGGAUCAUCAAUAGUUUAGGUAGUUUCUCGGUUUCGUACCAACAUAAAUGGGCAAUAUUUUAUUUUUCUUCGGUGUUAAUGGGCGAAGGAAAAGGAAAAUAGAUAGAUAUGAGUUGCCUAGGUCAGCUCGACGAAUGAACCCAAUGUCUACGAGCUUCUUUUUGUGGCUUCGGCUUCUUAAACUACCUACCUGCUACCUACUUGCUACCUUAGGUACUUGCAUACAAUAGGGGGCUUUAUCUCUUGCGUGGAAUUAGGCUAGGUUAGGUACCUACCUAGGUAGCUUCAAGUGAAAUAAAUACAUUAUCUGAAAA
Daldinia caldariorum is the source of this 1991-nucleotide messenger RNA. RefSeq names its product NMD3-domain-containing protein. The record is from RefSeq and is a predicted model, not a curated record. Gene Ontology annotation, biological process: ribosomal large subunit export from nucleus. The transcript has a single exon. The coding region runs from base 120 to 1691 and encodes 523 amino acids. Gene Ontology annotation, molecular function: ribosomal large subunit binding. Gene Ontology annotation, cellular component: cytoplasm; nucleus. NCBI's taxonomy places the organism in Eukaryota, Fungi, Ascomycota, Sordariomycetes, Xylariales, Hypoxylaceae.